AUGGGCUGCUGCAGCUCCGCCGCGCAGAGUUCCAAGCGAGAGUGGAAACCAUUGGAAGAACACAGCUGCACAGAUGUGCCAUGGCUACUUCUAUUUAUCAUCUUCUGCAUAGGAAUGGGUUUUAUUUGUGGCUAUUCAAUAGCUACAGGAGCAGCUGCAAGACUGCUGUCAGGAUAUGACAGUUAUGGAAAUAUCUGUGGACAGAAAAAUGCCAAGGUAGAGGGAAUAGUCAACAGUGGUUUGGACCUCACACAUAAGAAGUAUGUGUUCUUCCUGGAUCCAUGCAAUGUUGAUUUAGUACAUCGGAAGAUCAAGUCUCUUGCUCUGUGUGUGWCAGCCUGCCCAAGGAAAGAACUAAAAACUUUGGCCGAUGUUCAGAAAUUUGCAGAAACUAAUGGAUCUACUCUCUGCAGCUAUGAACUACAGCCAUCCGAAUACACUACAGACCCAAGGGCUGCCAAGCUAUGUCCUAAGUACCCCGUUCCAGAGAGUGCACCUAUUCCAUUCUUCCAUCGCUGUGCUCCUGUGAACAUUUCCUGCUAUGCCAAGUUUGCAGAGGCCCUGAUCACCUUUGUCAGUGACAGUAGUGUCUUACACAGGCUGAUUAGUGGAGUUAUGACCAGCAAAGAGAUUAUAAUGGGACUUUGCUUGUUAUCACUAGUGCUGUCCAUGAUUUUGAUGGUUAUAAUCAGAUACAUUUCAAGAGUGCUUGUCUGGAUUCUAACAAUUCUAGUCAUUCUGGGAUCACUUGGUGGAACAGGAGUCCUGUGGUGGCUCUAUGCUAAGCAACGAGCAUCUGCCAGUGCUGAUGAGACUCAAAUAGCCAAAGAUAAUCUUCAGGCUCUUCUGAUCUAUGCCAUUUCAGCAACAGUCUUCACGGUUAUCUUGUUCCUGAUAAUGUUAAUUAUGCGCAAACGAGUAGCUCUCACCAUUGCCUUGUUCCAUGUGGCCGGCAAGGUCUUCAUUCACCUGCCACUACUAGUCUUCCAGCCAUUUUGGACAUUCUUUGCUCUUAUCCUCUUCUGGGCAUACUGGAUCACUGUCCUGCUUUUCCUUGGUACUACAGGUAAUCCAGUCCCAAAUGAAGAAGGAUUUGUUGAAUUUCGGGUGGUAGGCCCUUUGAAAUACAUGUGGUGGUACCAUGUGGUGGGGCUGAUCUGGAUCAGUGAGUUCAUCCUAGCCUGUCAGCAGAUGACUGUAGCAGGGGCUGUUGUGACGUACUAUUUUACAAGGGAGAAAAGGAAUCUGCCAUUUACUCCUAUUCUGGCAUCUGUUAAUCGCCUUAUUUGUUACCACUUAGGAACAGUGGCAAAGGGGUCUUUCAUUAUCACUCUAGUGAAGAUACCACGAAUGAUACUUAUGUAUAUUCAUACACAACUCAAAGGAAAAGAAAAUGCCUGUGCUCGCUGUAUGCUGAAAGCCUGCAUUUGCUGCCUUUGGUGUCUAGAAAAGUGCCUGACCUACUUAAAUCAGAACGCAUAUACAGCCACAGCUAUCAACAGUACCAACUUCUGCACCUCAGCAAAGGAUGCUUUUGUCAUUCUAGUGGAGAACGCGUUGCGAGUGGCUGCCAUAAACACGGUGGGAGAUUUCAUGCUCUUCUUAGGAAAGGUCCUGAUUGUCUGUAGUACAGGUCUGGCAGGGAUUAUGUUGCUGAACUAUCAACGAGAUUACACCAUCUGGGUGCUGCCUCUCAUCAUUGUCUGCCUGUUUGCUUUCCUGGUUGCUCACUGCUUCCUUUCCAUUUACGAAAUGGUUGUUGAUGUCCUCUUCUUAUGUUUCGCUGUUGAUACAAAAUACAAUGAUGGAAGCCCUGGAAGGGAAUUCUACAUGGAUAAAGUUCUCAUGGAGUUUGUGGAGAAUAGUAGAAAAUCUAUGAAAGAAGCUGGCCGRGGAGGUGGAGCUGAGGGCAGAGAGCUAAAACCAAUGGCCUCUGGAGCAAGUUCAUCUUGAAACUAGCCAGCCAUUAUGGAACCCAUUGACAUUCCAAAACAGUAUAUAUAAACAUAUAAACACACACACACACACAUAUAUAUAUAUAAACAGCCAAAAUCAGAGAAAAGGAACAGGGAUUUAAUACUUUUUUUAACAAUUAUUUUUGUGAAACAUGUACUCUUUUCAUACGGGUGGCUUUUACAAGCAGCUUUAUCAUUGUUCCAUUUUUUCUUUUCUUUUUCAAUUAUUCAUUGUGGUCAUAGAACUGUUGAUUCUUAUCUGCUUGAUAUUUUAUAAUCUAGAGGAGGUAUCAUUGUAAAGAUAAAUGAUGAUUGAGUUUAGAGAAUCAAGUAUGCGAUUUCCUGUGAAACCACAAAUGUGCUGAGAAUUUUGCUUGAUUUGUUUAAAUUUACACUAAAUACAGGACAAUUAUGAGUAAAACCUUCCAAUUAAAAAAAAGAAUCAAAUUUAGUUUUUUAAAAGGUGGUUUCAGUGAGAGCUAAUUCAGUUCUGAUUUGUGAGCAGACAUUUUACCUUAGAGCCCUGAUGGGGCACAGUGGGAGACAUGUAGUUUUGUUUCAGUAUCAGAUAUCACAAUAACCAACCUCUCAGGUAUUCAGAUGUGUGGGAGCCCAUGCUUACAGAAACCAGAAUAUGGGGAAGGAUGACUUUUAUAUGCAAUUUUUUCCUGUUUUACCUUACUUUCUCCUCUCCCCCUCGCCCUAAUGUCAGUCACCUCCUUUGCACUUCAGCAGUGCUCCUUUGAAGGGUAUGGAUUUUCCAUGUGAGCAGUUGAACUAACAGUUUAUUAAAGCUCAGUCUUAGCCAUACUCAUGAUUAAAUCAUGACUAUAUGUAAGAAUAUUGGGGAUAGGAAGAGACAUGAACUCUCUUACUGUACAAAAAAGUAAGUACUGUAUAUGCUUUAUUUCAUCUAAUGCUGCAGAGCUUUGGGAGGUGGAAGGGACCAUUCCUUGCCUGUUUCUUCAUUCAUGUUUGUAUGUACUGUAGCAGGUGGGUAAAACAGGAAAGGGCAGAAAAACAUUUCUUUGAAAGUGUCACUGCCAGAAUAUUUACCUAAAGUUAUCACAUAACCACAAGGGGAUAUACUCUUUUUUAUUUGUAGAAAUUUACAUUUAUUUUCACUACGGAAACUCACCAGAUAUGAAUGCUAAUAUUCAAUUGUUCAGUGUAUUGUAACAGUAAAUGCUUACAAGUGUAUUUGCUAAGAACUCAUGAUCUGUCUAUGCUAUAUACUCCUUUUGUUACAAUUUUUUUAAGAAAACUAUUUUUGUUAAUGUAAAGUUAAUAUUUCAGAGCGGAAUUUUUAAACUUAUUGCACUAAAUAUAAGCUCUGUACAAAUAAAUAAUGCCUCAAUGGUUUGAUCACUCCAUUCAAGAAAUUUUUUUGAAAGAGAAAAGCCCUAUUACGGUAACUUUGCAAGAAAAAUGGGGAGGUAUGUCUUGGACAGGAAUAUACCACUCAUGUCAUCAGGGUUUAGUUUUAAUAACUUUAAUGUGCUUCCUUUCAGAGGACUUUACUUCUGAACUGGUAGUUUGGGGAUUUUUUGAUCAUGUAACUAACUAGUCAGUGCUUUUGGCAAUAGUGAAAUAUUUCACUUUUGCUUCUGUAGGUAAUUUGGUACUUAAACUCAUUUAGGUUUCCUUCAAUAAGUCAAUCAAAAGGAUUUACUCCUUUCCUAUCACAGAAACUAAAUUCUUCCAAAAAUACUGAAAGUGAAAAUGCUGCUUUCAUAAAUGAUAACUAAGGGAGAAGCAAAAAGACUUAAGAUCUAAUCCUUAAAGCACUUAGGCACUUGUUGCACUUACAUGAGGAGACUGUAUGGAGCUUAUGCAGGUUACACCUCUGCUUAAGUGUUACCUGGACUAGGAUUUAGAUUUGAGAGCUGAUGGGGCCUCUCAGUGCAAAUUAAUUGUCAGGCUACCUAAAAGGAGCCCUGGAGCAGCCUUUAGUUUGUGGAGAGAAGGCAUUUUUGCUGCACUAUGGCCUGCGAGCAGAGUGGCCACUCCACACGGAACAUCUGUGUAGAUCGAUGAGGUUUGGCAACACAAGUUAAAUAUGGCUCAGAGGAAUCCUAGGAAUAGGAUAUCAAGGCUAAGAGACUUAAUAUGUUCCCAUUUGCUCCAGCGUAACCAUAGUUAUUGAAGAAGCUGUUGAAACUUUGGAUUCUGCACAUUUUUGACAUCAUGUUUCUGCCAUGACACCUUCCACAGGCUUGUGCUCUUUGCUCAUUGCAAGUCCUGGAUGGGGGCUUUUCUCUGAAUUCAUAAUAGGACUGCAAUUGGAAACAAAUUUUGUAUUUUUGUAUGACUCGACUGUGCACCAGUUUUAUAAUAGUUUAUCCUGUUUUACAAAUAAAUUUGCUUUAUUGACAUAGUGUUUAAAAGAUAUAGGCAACGCUUUUCUAUGGGUAGCUGUAAUGUUGGAGUGAUAUAUAUAUAUAUAUCAUUAUGAAGUUUUUAAUAAAAUCUUGUUCUGUUCUUGAGCAUAUACCUGGCAUGUAGAGCUUGUCAGUUACAAACUGGCCAUACYAAAAUGUCAUUUUAGUGGCCCUUCAAAGCUUUUGGAUGCUCCUUGUAGCUUAUUUUCAACAAAAAUGCAGGCUACCUUCUUCCAGCCCUGUCUCAUGGGAGGAGAUAAGUUGAAAAACGAAGUCCAAAGAGGGAAUUUUUCAGGAUAAAUUUAAACAAUUCUUUCAUUUCCUUUGGUAAUGGGGAUAGUAGAAUAGAAGAACACUUCGAAUGUAGAUCCCUGUUUGGCAGUAGAGGCGCUGGGAGCUGCUGGGGGUGGCGGACUAAAUAUUUCACAUGCCAGCUGACGUUGUAGGCAAGUGUAUGGGCCGCUUUGUGGGCAGCUCUGUCUGGGAAGUAAUGCUGAUUCUGCAUUGGGAGUAGCACCGCAGAGGGUGUAAAUGGGACAGCUAAGCUUGAGGAAUUGUCUCCUUGGAAGGUGCACUGAUCUGAGCAGCGGGUGAGGGCUAGUGGUUCAGUGGGACCCAAAAAUGAGCCGAGUUGGUUACCAGCUCCUGCAGUCAGUCUGGAUCACAGGCUCCAGUCAGUUAGAUGUCAAAGCAGAGCAAAUACACCAUUUCAAAAAUUCUCAGAUUUUAUUUUGCGUGCUAUUUUUUCUUCCACGUUACUCACAAGCUGACCGGUGUGAGGUUUUAGUUUCUUCCAGCCCUCAGGAAGCUUCGUCCCACUCAUGGCUUUCAUGUCCAUUCCACCCUUCCCUGCAAAGGAGCCUCAAGCGGCAGAGUAUCUGCCCUCCUUUUCCRAGCCGAUCCCGGCAUGCGCCUCACACCUUCCUGUGGCAACAUUCAGGAUGUUGCGAGGCUGAGCUGUGACCUGGCUGUGCUAGGAGAGCAGGCCCUCACUCCCACGGGCAGGCUAAGCACGUCAGCAGCAGGGACCGAGGUUUACACGUGGCCUUACCUUGGCUGGAGACUCCUCAUGAGUCUGCCUUAGGAAAGYGUGACCCAGAAGGGAGAACACUGGAGAGCCCUGUCGGAGGCGCAGCUACCCAGCAGCUAACCCAAGAGCGAGUCAUUCCCCACAUUCCCUUCGGUACCUUCUCAGGGUGGUCACUCCUUUCCCAAAGGGCUUUUCCUACAGCAAGCUCCAGGGAGCAAGCUGGCUCUUACUCUUCCAGCAGAAAAUGGGGAUGCCAAGCAGAGACAAGCCCUGCUUGAACGAGCCAGUGCUUGAGACAGUAUGUUUGAUGUGGCCUCAUGACAUGCACUUUAGUGGUUUGCUCUGAAUGGUUAUAAUGUCUUCUGUGAAUGUACAUCAUGAAGUCAGAAUAAAAUGCUUGCAGCAGACAUAUAUACGCCUAACCAUGAAGCAGUGAUCGUUUGUUUCUUGAUGUAUAUUACAUGCUGUAUUGAAUAUGACACCGUGAUUUAAGAAUUACUCUUAAUAAGGUUUUAAAAUAGGUACUACUAAGCAUCCUUGUACAGAUACAAUUUUCUAAACUUAAACAUGUCAAGUCUAUGGCUUCCUGAACAGUUUGGUUGCGUGUUACAUUAUCACCACAGAAAUCUUUUUUUCAUCUUUGUGAGGAAAAAACUUUAAAAAUCUGUUCCCCGGACAAAACCCAAAAGACUUGUUGAAGCACUGCUUGCACUCAGCUUGGUUCUUGGUGUUGACAGAAGUCUACUCUAAAUAUUUUUAAAUGCUAUUUCAACUAUUUCACUUCUGCUCUUGAUGCCAUCAUGUAACACCAGAGAUCAUAAAGGCUAGUAAAUCUGUAUUUCUUGUGCUCUGAUCAAAUUACAGAUCUCAAGAUUUUACAUAUAAACAUAUAUGUAUAAAUACUUAGAUCAAAGAAGAGAUGCAACCUGUCUCCUGUGAUGUGGGUGUUGUGUAUGGAAGGCAGAAUUUCUGUUCUAGAACAGAGCUGUGAUGUGGCUUGCAGUGUUUGCAAGCUGAUGCAAUCAAGCCAAAUCUCUCCAAUGAUUUCAGAAUUAGGAAACUAUUUCUAGUAACGAUAAAUCACAUGAAUACUUCUGAAAACAUCUAUUUGACAGAGGUCUGUUGGAACUAGCAGAAAAAAUUGGAAAAACACCAUCAGAUCCUAUUCACUUGCCUCACUGUAGCAGUCAAAUGAUGUGUGAAUAGGCCAAGCAGGGCUUGAUACUUGAAGUGYUUGGUACUGUUUUGCAGAAACACGGCCCUAUAAUUAGACCAAAGUGACCAGGGUUCAGAGCAAAAGCACCAGUUAAGUUUAACAGUUAAGCUUUAGCCACUUCCAUAUGGUUAAAGACAAUUUCAGCUUUUCUUCAUUGACAGGUAAGUAUUUCAGAACAGUUUUAUGAGAUUAGGGUACUGAAUACUGUGGGAAUUAGCAAAUUGGGAGCCGACUCAGAUUCUUAAUUUUAACKCUGCGAUGAAAGCUGGGCUCCCUGCUCAGCGUGAGGAGGUGCCCCUCAGAGGGCAAAAUGAGCAGGCGAGUGC
Nothoprocta perdicaria is the source of this 6908-nucleotide messenger RNA. RefSeq names its product solute carrier family 44 member 1 (gene SLC44A1). The record is from RefSeq and is a predicted model, not a curated record. Gene Ontology annotation, molecular function: choline transmembrane transporter activity. NCBI's taxonomy places the organism in Eukaryota, Metazoa, Chordata, Aves, Tinamiformes, Tinamidae. The transcript has 16 exons. Bases 1 to 1953 code for a protein of 650 amino acids. Gene Ontology annotation, biological process: transmembrane transport; choline transport. Gene Ontology annotation, cellular component: plasma membrane.